Bombina bombina (fire-bellied toad) is the source of this 1829-nucleotide messenger RNA. It is a transcript of the gene NEK6, whose product is annotated as NIMA related kinase 6. The record is from RefSeq and is a predicted model, not a curated record. Lineage: Eukaryota; Metazoa; Chordata; Amphibia; Anura; Bombinatoridae. Gene Ontology annotation, molecular function: protein kinase activity; ATP binding. Gene Ontology annotation, biological process: protein phosphorylation.
ACAUAAAGCCUGCUAAUGUGUUUAUAACGGCAGCGGGAGUAGUAAAAUUGGGAGAUCUUGGACUGGGCAGAUUCUUUAGUUCGAAAACCACAGCAGCACAUUCCUUGGUGGGCACACCAUAUUAUAUGUCCCCAGAGAGAAUACAUGAGAACGGAUACAACUUUAAGUCUGACAUCUGGUCCCUGGGCUGCUUGUUAUAUGAGAUGGCCGCUCUCCAGAGCCCUUUCUACGGUGACAAAAUGAACCUCUUUUCCUUGUGUCAGAAGAUAGAAAAGUGUGACUACCCACCGUUGCCCAAAGAACACUACUCGGAGAAGUUACGAGAGCUGGUCAGCAUGUGCAUUUAUCCAGAUCCAGACCAAAGGCCGGAUAUUGGCUAUGUCCAUCAGGUUGCGAAGCAGAUGCACAUGUGGAACUCCAGCACAUGAGAAAGAUGGCCCGGUGUGGACGACUUCCUAUCUGCCUAACUUGAAUAAAACGCCUCUCCCAGGAAGCAGAGGCCGCAGGAUCUCUAGCAAGAGGCCAGCCUUUUAGUGCUGCAGUCCCGCUAAACGUGUACUAGAAGGCCAGGCUUCAGGCGAAUCUCCGGGAGACUAACACAUUUAUAACAGAUUGUACUCCUGUUACAGUUGUGUGUAAUUUAGACUAGAAACGGAUGAAAUGGAACAUCCAAACAGGAAAACAUCCAAUCUAAUUCUAAUGUGAACAUUGAAUAAUUCCUCCUGUGAAACUGUAUUGUUUAUAUGUGCAACUAUUUUCUAUAGAUUUAGUUUAACUGCUUAGACUUUUUUUCUUUCUUUUAGUAAACACUUCAGCUGUAAAUUCUUCAAAAUGUAUUAGCUUAUCUGUUUAAACAGACUUUAAGAUUUACAUUUUUAUGUAUAGAUUUUAUUUUCUUUUUCAAAAAAGCUAACGCCAAAGAAAACAGUGCUAUUGACUUUCCUACAUACGCUGCCGCAACGUGCCCAGAUCUCAUACUGCUUCCGAGUUUUAUUUUUUGUUGUUACUUAACUAUUUUUAGACAAAUUUUUACGAUAUUGCCAACCUAGAGGUAAAUAUUAAUUUGCUAGCCAGUACAGAAUAUAAAACCAAACUGGACUUUUUUUUUUAUAACUGUGAAUAAGAGAUUUGAAAUGUGAAUGACAAAAUGCAAUUACAAGUUGAAGGAAAUCAAGUGCCUGUGUAGACAAAGCUACGAUGCAGAAGAGGAGUUCUGUACCAGACAGCCACUAAAGGAUCAUAUAAAGACUUGCUGUUACAGUAUAUGUGCCAAUGUUUAUAUUAUAUGGCUGUCACAAGGUCUUAGUUUACGGUUGAUUAAAAAAAAAAUAAAAAAAAAAUUUGCUUAUAAAUUUACUUUUAUCAUCAAAAUUUUCUUUGUCCUUAGUAUUCUUAGUUGAAAGCUAAACCUAGAUAGGCUCAUAUGCCUAUUUCCAAGCCCCUGAAGGCCACCUCUUAUCUCAGUAUAUUUUGACAGAUUUUCCCAGCUACACAGCGCUAGUUCAUGUGUGCCAUAGAUAACUGUGCUCACUCCCAUGAAGUCAGCACUGAUUGACUAAAAUGCAAGUCUGUCCAACAAACUGAGAUAAGGAGGCUGUCAGAGGUGGCUUAGAUACAAGGUAAUCAGAGGUAAAAAGUAUAUUAAUAUAACUGUUGGUUAUGCAUAACUGGGGGACAGGUAAUAAAGGGAUUAUCUGCCAUAAAAAAAAAAAAAUCUGGAGUAGACUGUCCCUUUAACACAUAAUACUGCUAAUACUUUUGUGCUCCACUUGUAACCCAUGGGAAAAGGAAUUUGCUUGAAAAUAAAUAAAACGUUCUACCAAAACAGA